AUGCAUUUUAUCAUUGAAAUACUUGAGACGGUGAUAUAUAUAUAUAUAUAUAUAUAUAUAUAUAUAUAUAUACUCGCCACUUAUUUAAAUGUUAUCGUACAAAUGCAUAAGCUUAACUUACAAUUAAAUUUAUUUUUAAUUUUUACUUUUAGUUUGAUCACCUGGGCAGUUAACUCUGAGUCAACAUCCAAUGGACAAUAUCCAUUAGUGAUGAUCCCCGGAACAGCUGGGUGCCAAGCUUUUGCCGUGCUGAAGAAUGAUCCCAAUCAUAAAGCGCUACCUGUAUGGUUAAAUUUGGAAUUUUUUGCAUUUAUAAAACAUUUUACUGAGUAUUUUAAAUUACAGUAUGAUCCAAAAACUGGUCACAGUUACGAUGCUGAAGGUGUUGACAUUAUUUUUCCAGGAUGGGGUGAAACAUGGUCAAUUGAGAACCUAGAUGAAAGACCAAAUAUGUUUUCUGAAUAUUUUGGUUCAUUAGUUAAUGCUCUAAGAAAAGAUCCGUUUUAUGUAUCAAAUUUUACAAUGAGAGGCGCACCAUAUGAUUUUAGAAAAGCCCCAAAUGAAAACGGUGAAUUUUUCAAUAAAUUAAAAGCCUUGAUUGAGGAAACGUAUGAAAAUGCAAAACGAAGACCCGUUGUCCUACUACCACAUAGUAUGGGAUGCUUAUUUGCUCAGUGGUUUUUGAAAAAAUGCGAUAUUCCAUGGAAAAAGAAGUAUAUAAAAUCUCUGGUGUUUUCCAGCUGUCCAUUCGGGGGUUCUGUGAAAACAGUGAAGAUUGAAGCUAGUGGUAAGUACGUUUGAAAAAUUGAUGCUGACAGUGAAUUGUUUAAGAAAUUAGUCUGGCUAUGAAAUAAUCGGAUUUAACCAUAUUUAUAACAACUCCCGAAAUAGAAAGAUUACACUCAUUAAUAUUCACACAGAAACUCCCAAAAGUCAGUAAUAUCCAUAAAACACAAAGUAACUAACUAAUUAUUUGUUGUAAAUACAUUUUUAGUUUAGUCAAUAAAUUUGGGGAGUUUAGCUUUUGGUGAUAACUUUGGGGUAUUUCUGCGUAGUCCAUUAAGUUUUCGACACGUUCAACGUUCUAUGCCAUCUCUUCCUUUCUUAUUUCCUGAUUCUCGCUUAUGGCCAUCAUCGGAGCCACUUAUUGUCACACCUACAACAAACUAUAGCUCAGCUGAUUACGAGCGUUUCUUCAAAGAUAUAAAUUACACUAUUGUUUACUUUGAAGAGGGAAAAACCAGUACAAUGAUGAUCCUUAGUGAAUACCUUAUUUGAUGCGCGACGACAACGCCCUUUUGAAUAAAAGUUCGACAAACACAGUCUUUUAAAUAGCAGUUACUUACUUUACGAUAUCAUGUGUUACUUAGCACUACUUAGUGAUAGACACACAAACUGAAGAAUUUAUUAAUAUUACAAAUAUUACAUUCUUUACACCCACUAACAUACACAAAGUUACGUUUCAGUUUUUCAUGCAUAAGCCAUAGUAGUGUAAUUUUUGUAUUUCUAUACGGUAUAACAAUUGUUUAUACGAUAAUACUAAUUUAAAUUAUUAAAUAUCAUGAUCAAUC
Messenger RNA from Schistosoma guineensis, 1571 nucleotides. NCBI's taxonomy places the organism in Eukaryota, Metazoa, Platyhelminthes, Trematoda, Strigeidida, Schistosomatidae. The record is from the annotation of a GenBank genome assembly.